AUGGGUAGCGCAAUGGCUGGGAUAUAGGAACUACCGGCGGAGUAUGGCUGUGUAUCCGUAACUGCUUUGGAAGCUGUGUUGGAAUGAGUCUCUGUGCACUGUUGUAGCGUUGGAGGGUGGCUACUAACCAUAGCCGUGCAUUUUUAUAUCUGUGCUUGCUAGACAAAGACAGCUAUGGAGCAGGACUAUUACCUGGAACUCUGCGACAGGCCGAUCGUAUUUGAAAAAGCCACCACCGUCAACAGCGUAUUUUUUGAUGAGGCUAACAAGCAGGUAUUUGCAGUUCGUUCAGGGGGUGCCACUGGUGUUUUUGUUAAGGGACCUGAUGACAAAAGUCCAAUCUGCUUUAGAAUGGAGGAUAAAGGAGAAGUUAAAUGUAUUAAGUUUUCCCUUGAAAACAAGAUCCUGGCUGUGCAGAGGACCAGUAGAACUGUGGAUUUUAUCAAUUUAAUCCAAGACUAUUCACAGUUGGAAUAUUCUCAGGAAUGUAAGACUAAAAAUGCAAGAAUUUUGGGGUUCUGCUGGACUAGCUCUACAGAAAUUGUAUUUAUCACUGACCAAGGGAUUGAGUUCUACCAGGUUUUGCCAGAGAAACGGACAGUAAAGCUCUUAAAGAGCCAAAGUAUCAAUGUAAACUGGUACAUGUAUUGUCCAGAGAGCGCUGUGAUCUUAUUAUCUACUGCUAACUUGUGCAAUGUGCUGCAGCCCUUCUACUUCAGAGCUGGGACAGUGUCAAAGAUGCCUAAAUUUGAAAUUGAGCUGCCAGCAUUAAUGGGCAAGUCAACAAAAAUUUCUGAACGAGAUAUAGCAAUGGCAACAAUAUACGGUCAGCUUUAUGUACUGUUUUUGCGGCAUCAUUCCAAAUCAUCCAGUAGUGCAGGAGCAGAGGUAGUACUUUACCAUUUACCCAGAGAAGGCACCUGUAAGAAGAUGCACAUCUUGAAACUUAACAGGACAGGAAAGUUCGCUCUGAAUGUAGUAGAUAAUCUUGUAGUUGUUCAUCAUCAGGAUACAGAGACAUCAGUGAUUUUUGACAUCCGGUUAAGAGGAGAGAGUGAUGGCACUGUAACUUUGCACCAACCUGUGCUUCCUGCUCGCUCUAUACACCCCUAUCAAAUGUCGGUGGCAGGUCUUUCAGCGGUGGCACCACAGGCUCCCAUACCUUGCAAACUCUAUUCCUCGUCUUGGAUUGUCUUUCAGCCAGAUAUAAUAAUCAGUGCAAGUGAAGGUUACCUAUGGUAUUUACGGAUAAAACUUCAGCCAAUAGUCCAUUUGCUUCAAGACAAAGGAAGAUUAAUGGAUUUUCUCCUUCAGCGCAAGGACUGCAAAUCCGUAAUCUUGUCUGUUUGUUCGCAAAUUUUAACUCAGUCAGGCAGGGCAUUGCUACCAGUUAUUGCUACAGUCUUUGACAAACUCAACAAUGAAUAUAAAAAAUACCUGGACGCUGAGCACAGCUACACGUUGGCUGUUGAGACCAGUCAGGGAAGAAGCAAUGCACUUCUGAAAAGGCCUGUGCGAGGCCAGGCUGUCAUAGACCAGUCUGAUAUGUAUACCCAUGUUCUCUCUGUAUUUACAGACUUGAAGGAGGCACCGCACAAGUUCAUAAUUGCAGUUUUGAUGGAAUAUAUACGCUCAUUGAACCAGUUUCAAAUACCUGUGCAGCAUUAUCUCUACGAACUGGUGAUCAAAACCCUUGUACAGCACAAUCUGUUCUACAUGCUACAUCAGUUUCUGCAGUAUCAUGUUCUCAGUGACUCCAAGCCUCUGGCCUGCCUCUUGCUGUCUUUAGAGAGUGUGUAUCCACCGGCACAUCAGCUCUCACUGGAUAUGUUAAAGAGACUUUCUACAGCCAAUGAUGAGAUUGUAGAGGUUUUGCUUUCCAAGCAACAAGUGUUGGCUGCCAUGAGGUUUGUGAGGAGCAUAGGAGGUCAAGAUAGUGCAUCGGCUCGCAAAUUUCUAGAUGCUGCAAAGCAGACUGCUAACAACAUGCUUUUUUACACUGUCUUCCGUUUCUUUGAACAAAGAAAUCAGCGCUUGCGAGGAAACCCUAAUUUUACACCAGGAGAACACUGUGAAGAACAUGUUGCAUUAUUCAAACAACUAUUUGGCGAACAGGCUCUGCUGAAACCACCAGCUUUCUGAUAUGUUUUUUACUUAGAAAAUUGUAUAAAGUUUAUUUAUUACACUAAUACAAUCUGCGACUUUGAACUACAA
Messenger RNA from Xenopus tropicalis (tropical clawed frog), 2214 nucleotides. It is a transcript of the gene rmc1, whose product is annotated as regulator of MON1-CCZ1. Gene Ontology annotation, biological process: regulation of autophagy. Lineage: Eukaryota; Metazoa; Chordata; Amphibia; Anura; Pipidae. The record is from RefSeq and is marked provisional. Gene Ontology annotation, cellular component: Mon1-Ccz1 complex.